AUGUCAGGAAUAUACAGCAGAGUUGUAGCCCUUGACCACGGCCUGUGGUCCAAGGCGGCCCACUCUAGUGGUUAUAACUACAGCCGGAACAAGGCGGCCCGCUGUAGUGGUUAUAACUACAGCCGGAACAAGGCGGCCCGCUGUAGUGGUUAUAACUACAGCCGGAACAAGGCGGCCCGCUGUAGUGGUUAUAACUACAGCCGGAACAAGGCGGCCCGCUGUAGUGGUUAUAACUACAGCCGGAACAAGGCGGCCCGCUGUAGUGGUUAUAACUACAGCCGGAACAAGGCGGCCCGCUGUAGUGGUUAUAACUACAGCCGGAACAAGGCGGCCCGCUGUAGUGGUUAUAACUACAGCCGGAACAAGGCGGCCCGCUGUAGUGGUUAUAACUACAGCCGGAACAAGGCGGCCCGCUGUAGUGGUUAUAACUACAGCCGGAACAAGGCGGCCCGCUGUAGUGGUUAUAACUACAGCCGGAACAAGGCGGCCCGCUGUAGUGGUUAUAACUACAGCCGGAACAAGGCGGCCCGCUGUAGUGGUUAUAACUACAGCCGGAACAAGGCGGCCCGCUGUAGUGGUUAUAACUACAGCCGGAACAAGGCGGCCCGCUGUAGUGGUUAUAACUACAGCCGGAACAAGGCGGCCCGCUGUAGUGGUUAUAACUACAGCCGGAACAAGGCGGCCCGCUGUAGUGGUUAUAACUACAGCCGGAACAAGGCGGCCCGCUGUAGUGGUUAUAACUACAGCCGGAACAAGGCGGCCCGCUGUAGUGGUUAUAACUACAGCCGGAACAAGGCGGCCCGCUGUAGUGGUUAUAACUACAGCCGGAACAAGGCGGCCCGCUGUAGUGGUUAUAACUACAGCCGGAACAAGGCGGCCCGCUGUAGUGGUUAUAACUACAGCCGGAACAAGGCGGCCCGCUGUAGUGGUUAUAACUACGGCCGGAAUACACGAGAUGCUGUUAUUACUGUUAAAAGGAAGUGA
This is a messenger RNA of Physella acuta, 984 nucleotides long. RefSeq lists its product as uncharacterized. The record is from RefSeq and is a predicted model, not a curated record. NCBI's taxonomy places the organism in Eukaryota, Metazoa, Mollusca, Gastropoda, Physidae.